GUCCACACAGCAGAAGAAGUCAUGUCACGACUAUUGGGUGAAAUAAAACGCAGCAAUAAAACAGCCGCGGAGGUGUUGGAAAAGGCAGAUCUACGCACAGACUCGGAGAUCCAGUCACUGACUCGUGAAGAACUGCGCGACCUGUUUCCUGAACAUAAGCAUUUCAAACUGAGAAGGACCAUCUAUGACAUAGUACAUAAACAGAAGCCAAUUGGUGUGAUCCUAAGCGAACUGAAAGAGUUCAUCCCACAUGAAUCUUUCAGGACUGCUCUAACCAACAACGGAGUCUUGGUUGAUUACCUCUGUAUCCUGAAGGACAUUAAGAACCAAAUAAAUAAUGUCCAGAGUUUCCUUGAUGCUCACAUUGCUGUUCUGGAAGAAUUCAGCAAAAAUCCGCCAGAUCAGGAGACAGUCUCAAUUAAUCCAGUGAAGCUACCCAAUGGCCAACCUGAUGGCCGUUCACAAGGAGCACGAGGUACAGGUAUCUCAGACACCACUGGUCAAAUGAUGCUCCAUACUGGCCAAACUGGUGGCCAUCCACAAGGACCACAACUCACAUUGGAGUACAAGAUGAUUGUCAGCGGUAAAACCUUUAAUGCACAUCAACAGCUGAUGGAGAAAGUUCAGGAUCAGCUUCAGGAUCAGGUUCGGCUCAUUGAAAGCAGUCAGGAUUCCAAGAUCACUUUUGUCUUCUGCCCGAUCUGUUCACGCGUUGCAUCAGAUGUUGAGGCAGCCAUGACUGAUGUUAAAGAUGAUAAACGUGUCAUUCUGGUGUUGAUGCACCACACACGGGAGAGCAAGUACACAACACCUAUGAGAACAUGGUCUGCCUACGCUAACGUUGUGUUGCAUGUCAACGUUUUCUACCAUGAGACAAUGCGUGGAUUACUGAGGGAUCAACAAAAUGAGGCUGCUGUUACUCAGAUGCAAAAAAAAUUACUGGAAUGUUUCCUUCCACAAUGUGAAUAUUCCAGUGGAAAUGCUCAGUGUGUGGUUGCUAAACGUGGUGGUAGUACUUCUGGUAGAGGUGGUGGUAACAAUAGGCCUAACGCUGAUGGUAAUAGUGGUGUUUUUGGUAGACUAUUUGUGUGGCCAUGACAAGUUAAACAAUAUUUAAUGGAUUUCAUCAACAGUAAAAAAUAAAACAAUAAAAAAUAUGGAUUUAGACAAUUUACUGUUUGCAGAAAAUUAUUUUCUCCUCCAUGGUAAAAUAAGAUCAGCUACUGAGUGUGGUCUCAUGGUGUCAUGUAUUCCUGUUAAUCAAGGGUGUGAAUACUUAAGCUAAACACAAAGUUCUCUGCCCAUUUCCUGCUAAUGUGUUUCUAAUGCUACAUCAUGUUUUUUAUGCAAAAAAUCAACACUUAAAAAACUUUGAUUUAUUUAAAAUAAGAGUCAGAAUUUAUAUUGUAGAUCAAAGAAAAGAAAAAGGUUGACUUGAGCAUUUGACCUGUUGUUAACCAUCAUACUUUAUGGGGAGUUUUGGUUUAAAGUAAGUUCAAAUGGAACCUUAUUAUGAAACAGAAUGUCUAUAAUCAAAUGUCCAGUUUUCAGUUCUCCAGCUGCGACUGUUGUUUGUGACUUUUAGUAAGACUUGAAUGUACAUUACGUGAAGAAAGAGUGCAAAUGGCACAAAGUAGGUUAAUUACAAAUGAUCUUUGUUUGUUGAUCUGCUGUAGAACCGAUAUUAAACAAUUUAUGUAAAAAGAAAGAAAAAAACGUAUUUAACAUAAGAUAUUUUUUGCAUUAAAGCAUGAAUUUGCAUUUUGCUUUACCUUAUUGCAAAAUAAUUUUGCAAAAAACAUUUAAGAUGUGAUGAUUACUAUACCUAACACAUAACAAUAAACCGCAUAAAUGGGUGUAA
Messenger RNA from Etheostoma cragini (Arkansas darter), 1861 nucleotides. RefSeq lists its product as uncharacterized. The transcript has 9 exons. Bases 22 to 1098 code for a protein of 358 amino acids. Lineage: Eukaryota; Metazoa; Chordata; Actinopteri; Perciformes; Percidae. The record is from RefSeq and is a predicted model, not a curated record.